Molecule: messenger RNA, 2199 nt
Organism: Hippopotamus amphibius kiboko
Lineage: Eukaryota; Metazoa; Chordata; Mammalia; Artiodactyla; Hippopotamidae
Gene: CD200
Product: CD200 molecule
Exons: 6
Coding region: 118-921 (267 amino acids)
Biological process (GO): negative regulation of macrophage activation; regulation of immune response
Molecular function (GO): cell-cell adhesion mediator activity
Source: RefSeq, a predicted model, not a curated record
GUGAGGCAGCUCGCGGGGAAAUGGUCAGGGGGCAUUCUUGCUUCACACAACUGGAGGAGCUCUGCCUCUCCGGGCUUCCCAGCUGAAGGCAGACACCUCGCGCGGGCAGCAGCGAGGAUGGAGUGGCAGGUGUUCAGGAGGCUCUUCUGUCAUCUGUCUACCUUCCAACAGAUUUGGUUCUUGGCAGCAGUGAUGUUAUGCAGGGCACAAGUGGAGACCCAAGAUGUAAGAGAGCUGCUGAACGCACCUGCUUCUUUAAGAUGCUCUUUGCAAAAUCCCCAGGAAGUUUUGAUUGUGACAUGGCAAAAAAUCAAGGCUGUAAGCCCAGAAAACAUGAUCACCUUCAGCCACAACCAUGGGGUCGUAGUCCAGCCUGCCUAUAAGGACAAAAUAAACAUCACCCAGCUGGGACUCAUGAACUCAACCAUUACCUUCUGGAAUACCACCUUGGAGGAUGAGGGGUGUUACAAGUGCCUCUUCAAUACCUUUGGUUCUGGGAAGAUCUCGGGAAUAGCCUGCCUCACUCUCUUUGUACAGCCCACAGUGUUCCUUCACUAUAAAUUAUCGGAAGACCACCUCAAUAUCACUUGCUCUGCCAAUGCUCGCCCAGCCCCUAGGAUCUCCUGGAAGCUCUCUGGGUCAGGGAUUGAGAACAAUACUGAGAUUGUCUUACACCCCAAUGGGACAACGUCCGUCACCAGCGUCCUGCAGAUCAAAGACCCCAAGAGGCAGGUGGGGAAGGAGGUGAUCUGCCAGGUGCUGCACCUGGGGACUGUGACCUACUACAGGGAAACUGUGAACAAAGGCUUUUGGUUUUCAGUUCCACUGCUGUUAAGUAUUGUUUCCCUGGUAAUUCUUCUGGUCUUAAUUUCAAUCCUACUAUACUGGAAACGUCGUCGGAACCAAGACCGAGAGCCCUAGAGGAGUCAUACAGAACCCUGAAAGUUAUUCCCUGGUCUACUUGAAUCUGACUCAGGAGGCAAGCAGGAGAAAGAGGGUCAUCCUCCAAGGAACCUAAAAGAGCAAAAAAAGUUGGAGUCAAAGGCUUAAGAAUUUCAAGACUUUCUACUGCCAUCUAGGGUACCCAGUGCUUCUGUGAGUUCCAAGAGGAAGUCGUUUUACCUCUCAGGUCUGUUGUAGGACUUGAUUUUGUAAAAGAAUGCAGUGUUGUGCUGUCGAAAGGAUACUGGACUUAGAACCAGGAGCCACCGCUCAGAGGCUGACUUUAACUCCGACUGGUGGCAACUCUAUGUUAAUCACUAUUUCAAUGAGCUUCCACGUUUGCAUCCAGAAAAUUAAGGCGUUGGACCAAAUAAUUUGCCAUUCUGCUUUAAAAAUGGAUGUAAUUCCAGGGGGAAAAAAAGGAAUAAACAAAGAGAAUAGAAAUGAAAAAGAAAGAGAAGAAUAGAGGAAGGUAGGGACCAAAGAACUUUUUUGAGACUACCUUUUGCCUUUCUGUGGAUAGUCCAUCUCUUCUUCCCCUCUUCUUUGGUCCAUAAUCUAUGUCGUCAUCACUUGGUAUCUAGUCCAUUGCCUGCUUACUGUUUUGCUAAUAACUGUUCUUCCUAGAACCCUCAGUUUCACUGCUAUUCUUCAUGUACUUCUGUGAUGUUUACCACAAUGGAAGUAGAACUGAGUUUAUUGUGAAGUAACAUUGGCAAACUUAACUUUACUUAUCUGUUUUUAUAGCAGACUAAAUAUUGUCAGUCUUAGACAGCAGCUCACAUUUUUAAAAAAGCAUGCAUUUCUCAUCCAUUUGUCUCAUAAUAUGACCCAGCCCUAUUUUAGUCAUUCUAAAUUCAGCCUAGUAUAAUAAAGACACAUUAUGAAAACAGGCAUUUAGAAAGUUUCCCGAAUAGCAGUCAGCUAACUCAAAUGUUUUGUCUUUCCCAGCUUCUUUUCUCACGAGUUAAUGUCUCACAAUAGCAGAGGAAGCAUGUUUGGGUGUACAAAUCCUUUUGCUGUAAAUAUGUUGUUCUAACUAGUGGAACAAUUUUGAACUCUUAAAUAAUCAUAGGACCAAGUUGAUGACUUUUUCGGUAUCUUUUGCUUUCUUGUCUCUAUCCAGUGGCCUAGGAACUAAAACUUAAGUUAUCUUUACUGUUGAAUUGAAUAUUUAUAUAUUUAGUAAAGUUUUCAUGUUAUUUAAUUCUGCAUUAUUUCGUAUAUUUGUAUUAAUAUACUGAAUAAUUAAAAAUG